UGCGCCUAAUCACCUAAUGUUCACAUGGCCGACUGGUUUUAUUAAAUAUGUUCAGGAAACGGGGCCUAAAUUAUCACCUACGAAAAAAGAAAAAGAAAAGACAGAGUCUUCCAAGUUCAAGUAAAAAAGAAAAUGGGAAAGCAGUAGCUGCUUUGCAAGGGCGCCUCGCGAGUGUUGGUCGUUCUUUCACUAAUGAUUUAACACCAGAAGCAAGCAAGAGAAAGAGCGAAGAGAACAUAUGAAGCAUGAAUUUUAUCAUCAAAUACUCGCCAAGGCUUUAGCGCAUUUCUUUCAAUCGAAGUUUCUGGUCAUAACUUGGUCAGACCUUAGGUAGGUGAAAGCUUGGAGUUGGUAAAAAAGGAAAUUAAUUGUUGUUUCGUGAAGAGUGAAAGUAUUUCUUGCUUGAUUAGAAGUUUGUCCGCCUGAUGCGUACUAUGCACUUUGGAAUUUGAGCAGCAGCUUUGUGAAGAUUUAUCCAAUAUAAUCUUUGAGAACUUGAUUGAUUGUGCAAGCAUGGCAAGUACUGUAGGUGUCUCCAGUUCACUUAUUUUGGAAGUUCUCAACCGCAAUAACUAUGAAAAGUGGAGAUUGCGGGUAAAAACUUAUUUGUUGGCUGAGGAUCUAUGGGAGGUUGUCGAAGCAAUAACAGAACCUGCAAAUCUAGAAGAUGAUGGAGCAGAAUAUAAGUCUUGGAGAAAAAAGAAUGCCAAGGCUUUAUACGUUAUUCAAAAUUCAUGCGGGCCGGAGAUGUUUAAUUUUAUAAGCCAAACUGAAAUGGCCAAAAGUGCCUGGGAGGCUUUAGAAAAAAUUUCGAGGUUAACAGGGCAUGUUGAGAACAGUGCCGAAAACUUCGGGCCCUACAUACCGUUCACCGAAUUUGUGAGCGAAGGUGAUUGGGAUAAGGCAAAGGAGUGCCUUAAACUCAAAGAACUAGAUCUCCACAGCGCCGUAAGAGCAAUAGAUCCAAGAGACGGGUGUGGAGACACAGCCAUUCACGUAGCAGCCUGGAAUGGGCACGUGAAUAUCGUGAAAGAGUUGGUGCUGUUGAUGACCCAAGAAGAUCUGAAAAUGAAAAACGCUGAAGGUAACACAGCUCUUCAUGUAGCAGCAUGGAAUGGGCAACUGCAUAUUGUGAAAGAGUUGGUGCUGUUGAUGGGAGAAGAAAUAAACAGCGAUGGUUCCACGGCUCUUCACUUAGCAGCCUAUAAUGAGAAGGUGGACAUUGUGAAGGAGUUGGUGCGGUUUAUGAGACCAAAAGACUUGAAAAUAAAAGACAGCUAUGGUUACACAGCUCUUCACCUAGCAGUCAAGAAGGGAAAUGUACCUAUAGUGAAAGAUUUAGCGGAGUUGGUGGGAGAGGUGAGAGGCCCUGAUGGUGACACUGCUCUUCAUAUAGCAGUCAAGAUGGGGGCUACAAAAAUUGUGAAAGAGUUGGUGUCGUUGAUGAGAAGGGAAGAUUUGUCAAUAAAAAAUGACGAAGGCUACACAGCUUUUCAGCUAGCAGUAAAGAAGGGUAAUGUGCCUACUAUGAAAGAGUUCAUGACAAAAGAAAAAGAGCGCAAUUUUAAUAGCUAUACUCAGUUCAUCACUUAUGUGGCAAAUGGUGAUUGGGAUAAUGCAAAGGAGUGCCUUAAUGAUGAUCCCUGUGACGCAAUAACGUUAGUGGAUCCAAGAGACGGAUAUGGAGACACUGCUCUUCAUGUAGCUGCUAGAAAAGGGCAUGUGCAUAUUGUGAAAGAAUGGAUAUCGUUGUUGAAGGUGAGAAAAGAAAAUUUGCAAUUGAAAACCGUAGAAGAUUUCGCAACUUUUGGUUCUAGUAUAAAUUUAGGCGUGACUGAAGAAGUUCUCAUGGAAAGGGCCAAAGACAUGGUUGAACAGUACGAGAAAACACCUACCGCCAUUUUGGAUGUACAAAAUGCACAAGGUUCCACAGCCCUUCACAUAGCAGUAUCAGAGGGUAAUUUAGAUAUUGUCAGAGAGUUGGUGCCAUUAAUGAGAGAAGAAGAUUUAGAGAUAAAAGAUGUUGAAGGAUUCACAGCUCUUCACAAUGCAGUCGAGAAGGGUUAUAUUGAUAUUGUGAAAGAGUUGGUGCCAAUUAUGAGACAAGAAGGUUUGGAAUUAAAAACAGCCAAGGGCAACAAUGCACUUCACCUUGCAGUCAGGUUCGGGCAUAUAAAUAUUGCGAAAGAGGUGAUGUCAUUCAUGAGAAAAGAAGCUUUGGAAGAAAAAGACGGUGAAGGUUAUACAGCUUUAAGAUGUGCGUUAGAGGUACGCAAGGAUGAAGACGUGAUGGAAAUAGCCAAGUACAUGGCUGAAAACAACAAUAAAGUAUUUGGCAUCAAUGUGGCUUCUGGUACGAUUCCAGUUGUCGCCUGUUUCGGUAAGGGAAAAUCCCAUUUGUGUCCCUAUCUCUAUUCUGUUACUCCGCUUGAAUAUCUAAUGCCCGAGCGCGGUGAGGAUGGCGCGCGCUUGAUUGUCCGGUGCUUUAGAGGGAAGAAGUUUGAUAUUGCUUUGGACUUACUUCGGCGUUGCCCUAGAUUGGCCAUCAGUCCAACCGGAUUUGAGUCGUGUUGCCCUAUAAUGGAAUUGGCUGGCAUGCAUUCUGCAUUCUUAAGUGGAACCCAACUUGGAUUUGGGCAAUAUUUGAUCUAUAAUCGUUUACGCAUUGAACCUGCUAAUUUGAACACUUCUGAUACUUGCAUCAAUAUUUCAAAACAAGAGGAUGAUCGAGACAAUCAAAUGGAUCUCAUUCGCUCAGUCAUAACUUUAUACAAGGAACUUGCACACAGUCUCCUUAAACUUUUGGGAGUCAGUCGGUUACGCAAAGUGAAAUGGAUCCAUACUCGAAGCAUUGAUGUUUUAUGUUGCAUUAGUGAAAUGUUAAAGAAUGACAAUCCCACAUCAGCACAACUUGACAUCAUAAGAAAAUCAAUCUUCAAAGCUGUUGAAUACGGGCAUGUUGAGUUUGUUACUCAUAUAUGUGAAGCACAUCCUCCAUUCGUAAAAAAACGUGAAGGAAACAAAAACAUAUUUCAGUUUGCGGUUGAAUGUCGUCAACAUAAAAUAUAUAGCCUUAUUCAUAGACUUGAUAGAGAGGACCAGAGAUUCUUUGGCACAUGUGCGACGAAGUUUCCAGAGAAUAUGUUACAUUUAGCAGGGAAAUUAUCUCCACUCUCAAGGUUCAAUCAUAUUAGCGGUGCAGCUUUGCAAAUGCAGCGAGAGCUACAGUGGUUUAAGGAGGUGGGGGAUUUUGUACCUGAGGCGUUGCAUGAAUGGAAUUCAGAUGGUAUGACACCACAUGAACUAUUUACUAAGAAUCACGAGAAACUAAAAGAGGAGGCAGAAGUCUCAAUGAAAGGGACAGCAACUUCUUGUACAGUUGUAGGUGCUCUCAUCGUUACCAUCAUGUUUGCUGCAGCAUUUACAGUUCCUGGUGGAAACAAUGGUAAUACAGGUUACCCGAUGUUUCUAGCUAAGAAGUUGUUUCUGGUGUUCAUAAUUUCAGAUACUCUAUCACUCGUUUCUUCCACAACUUCAGUCAUAUUAUUUUUGGGAAUCCUCACAUCACGUUAUGCAGAAAAUGAUUUUCUCAAGAAUUUGCCAACAAAGAUGAUGAUAGGUCUUGUCACUCUUUUUCUCUCUAUUGGCACCAUGAUGAUUGCCUUUUCUUCUGCCCUCAUCAUUAUGCUUAAUGAAGAAUACUCAUGGGCCAUUGUUCCUUGCAUUUUUGUUGCUAGUAUUCCAGUUGCCUCAUUUAUAUGGUUGCAAUUUCCCUUCCUUAUUGAGAUAUUCUGGUCAACUUAUGGACCAGGAAUAUUUGACAAGAAAGCCAAACCAUGGAUUAAACUCUGAUGCUCAUCUUUGGUUUUGCUUGAGUGAAGAAGGUGCGGCACAUCCUUAUGAGUAUGACUUA
Messenger RNA from Rosa rugosa (rugosa rose), 3913 nucleotides. RefSeq lists its product as uncharacterized. The record is from RefSeq and is a predicted model, not a curated record. Gene Ontology annotation, molecular function: protein binding. Bases 514 to 3852 code for a protein of 1112 amino acids. The transcript has 12 exons. NCBI's taxonomy places the organism in Eukaryota, Viridiplantae, Streptophyta, Magnoliopsida, Rosales, Rosaceae.